This is a messenger RNA of Oncorhynchus kisutch (coho salmon), 1419 nucleotides long. It is a transcript of the gene dctn6, whose product is annotated as dynactin subunit 6. The coding region runs from base 389 to 976 and encodes 195 amino acids. The record is from RefSeq and is a predicted model, not a curated record. Gene Ontology annotation, biological process: mitotic spindle organization. NCBI's taxonomy places the organism in Eukaryota, Metazoa, Chordata, Actinopteri, Salmoniformes, Salmonidae. The transcript has 7 exons. Gene Ontology annotation, molecular function: dynein complex binding. Gene Ontology annotation, cellular component: dynactin complex.
CCCUUGGCAUGUGCCCUGUUAAUGUAUUGAUCCUUAGUGUUUUGAUCACUGGGUGAUGAUGUAGGCCUAGACUAGAUCAUUGGUUCUCUUAUAUGGAAUAUAUUUAGUUAGACUGUUUUACCUUCUCAACGAUAAUUGAAGUUCUGCAGACUGCAGCAAGUCUAAAAACUCGGUGAUUACAGUAAAAAAAAUGGUGGUAUUCCUCUCCGAUAAAGCUGAAAUCAAUAGAAAUCUUGGUGUGACUGAAUCGCACCACCAAAGUAAUACAGCAGAGUGCAGUAGAGAGGUGGAAUUGCGGUAUCCAGACAUCAACAAUCAACCACGACUGUUUUUUCCCCCCCUCCAAGAAUCAUAAUCAACUGUCGAUAGUAUCUUCUUCUCUGUCAGGAUGGCGGACCCCAACACUAAACAGAUGCCACAGAAAAGUGCCAACAUUGCAGCUGGAGCUGUUGUGUGUGUAGAGAGUGAAAUUAGAGGAGAUGUGACCAUUGGUCCAAGAACAGUGGUCCACCCCAAAGCACGUAUUAUAGCUGAGGCAGGCCCUAUUAUCAUUGGAGAAGGCAACCUGAUUGAGGAACAGGCUCUCAUCAUUAACAGUUAUCCAGAAAAUAUUAUGCCUGACACUGAAGGAGUUGAACCCAAGACCAUGACGAUUGGAAUCAACAAUGUGUUUGAAGUCGGUUGUGUCUCUCAAGCAUUGAAAAUUGGUGACAACAAUGUCAUCGAGUCAAAAGCGGACCUAGGGAAGAACGUCAUUCUCACCAGUGGCUGUAUCGUCGGCGCUUGUUGCCAGGUGAAUACGUGUGAGGUCAUUCCCGAGAACACAGUCAUCUACGGGUCUAACUGCAUGAGGCGUGUGCAGACAGAAAGACCUCAGCCUCAGACGCUCCAGCUAGAUUUCCUCAUGAAGAUCCUGCCCAACUACCAUCACAUGAAGAAGACUGUCAAAGGAACCUCCACCCCUGUCAGAAAUUAACCUCUGACUAACCAAAGAUCAGCGGUCCCUGACACUCACCAGACCUUAACAAUGAAAAGUGUAGAGACUAAAUUUAUCCUAGACCUGAUGUCCAAGAUCUGUUGUCCUACAGCUAUUGUCCUAGACCACGUAAGAAGUAGUUUCUCUCCUCUGAGGCAUGAGUGCACAUUCCUAGCUUUUCUCAAUUCCCAAGCAUAAGAGAGAGAGUCCAUAUGCAGCACUCCAUUGGGUCAUUAGCUAAACCAAUAGUAAUACAGUUCCUGGUUUUGUUUCUUAUUUGUCUAUCUUGCUCUUUUUAUUGUAUAAUUUUUUUAAUUGUCUGUUCAAAUGUCAUAUGUUGUUUUUCUGUCUUAAAUUUAGCAGAUUCAGUUAUGUUAAUGUAUAUUUUUCAGCUUUGGUUGUUGUGAAAUUAAAAGCUAUUUAAAAGAAACAGUACAAAUUAA